Babesia bovis T2Bo is the source of this 1835-nucleotide messenger RNA. RefSeq names its product SURF1 family protein. NCBI's taxonomy places the organism in Eukaryota, Apicomplexa, Aconoidasida, Piroplasmida, Babesiidae. Gene Ontology annotation, cellular component: membrane. Bases 516 to 1814 code for a protein of 432 amino acids. The transcript is spliced from 2 exons. The record is from RefSeq and is a predicted model, not a curated record.
UAAUUCGUACAGAUUCUUACAAUCAACUUGAUUUUAACAUUAUGAGUUAUGAGAACACUUUUAUUAAAUUGAACUAAAUUAGAUCUUUGGGUCACGACAGUACAACGUGUAACCUUAAUAUGGAGAAACGCUAAGUUCGCUUUCUUGCUGAUAACAAACGACAUAUUUAUGAGGAUUUAUGAUGUCACCUCGCUCACGCUGGAUAUAUAUAUUGUCUCGCCCAGGGGCACAAGAAUUGGAGAAAUGGCUAACCAAUACACUAUUGACCAGUGCGACUUUUCGUAGGGCAUCUAUUUGGUUCCAUAGCAUUAUGCAACGUCGCAAAAGAUAAUUGCGAUCGUUCUGCACGCCUUAGGUGAAAUAGUUGUGGAUGAGUGUCUAAUGUCUCAUUUUACUAUAAAAUGCUGAUUUGGCAAAGAAUGUUGUAUAGCUGUCGGUAAGUGCUUUAUACUACAUGUAGGUAUUCUUGUUUAUUUUAUGGGUUCAACUCGACAAGCUUACAACAUGAAGUUACAAUGUCGCAUUACAAGCGGGUGAAUACGAAAUCUUUAGUUAAGAAGUUUAAGAAAGCGUCAAACAAACUGGAUAAAAGCAAUACUACAUGUACCUCGGGGUCAUCAGAUCAACCUUUUCUGACGCUCCCUCGUGACGGGAGGCCGUUACGAUGCACCGACGAUCAAUGGUUAUAUCUACCUACCAUGCGCGAAAUCGAUAUAUUUCGUAAAUCAAAAAUAUUAAAUGAGAAACCAAUAUUAUUGGAAAAUAACAUUGUUGUACGAUUAGUGGACCUACAUAAUACCGUUACAUCACCGGUGGGAAAUUCUGUAUUCUACGGUGAAUAUGGACUAAGAGGAAAUGAGUUACUCCGCAUUUUAAUUUUGGGAACGUCGGUUUGCACUGUGUUGUGUUUUUUAGGAUACUGGCAAUUAAAUCGUAGAGCUUGGAAAAUUGACAUACUAAAUUACCGUACAAUGGCGCUGGGACAACCUUUGGUAAAGUUAUCCUCAUUUUCAGAUCUUGAGUCAAUAUUAUAUGAUAGUAAUGCAGGUCAAAGCACAGUUGCAUAUCGUUGUGUAGAGUGUACGGGGAUAUUGGACAGCAGUGAAACCAUGUUAGUUGGACCACGUUCAUCACUGUUUGAAUCGUAUGGAAAUCCUGCAGGGUUUUACGUCAUAAUGCCUUUGCGGUUCAGAGACGGUUCAUCUGUGUUGGUGAAUCUUGGAUGGUUGGAAAAGGAUACUGUGUUGCAGCAUCAGACCUCACCCGAAAUGGUAACAUUACGUGGCGUCAUUGUCACAGGAGAAAUGGACGAAUCUAUUAAAGCAUCUAUCAAGGUCUACAUUGCCGACUUAUAUCGCAAAAUAUGUUCAAAAUUUGGGUACCAAACGUCUCCAGCAGUGAUAUCAGUAAACCAUCCAAUGCGUCUGCUCUCUGAUGACGGACGACCAGUUUUCAGAUAUUUGGACCCUUUUAGUAUGUCCAAAUAUAUUGACACUGAAAGCCGCAACAUGACGGAACGUUAUAUGUUGAAUGCCUAUGACAUAUUGCAUCACGACGAUGCUAAACUAAAAGAGGAAGAUUCGCAAAGUGCAAUGGACUACAGAUUUAAGGCAAAAACAGCUGUGGGAAAAAAUACUAAUUCUCAUGAACCCCGUUAUCAAAGACGUCAAAAAUCAGACUACCUGCUGUUUUAUGCCGAUCCGGAUACUCAUACAAACUAUGCCUAUCAGUGGUUUUUGAUGGCCGGAUCUAUUGCAUCCUUAUGCAUUUACAAGCUCCUCCGAGUUAAGACAAAAUUAAAAUUGCUAAUAUAGAUAAUCAGACGGUUACAAUUU